AAAGAAUGACAAAAAAAAAUUUCAAAUUUACCAAGACUCCCUAUCUAUCUAUUGAUUGAUUUAUUUAUUUAUUAAUGAUAACCCAAAAUCAGAAUUCGAAACCACAUUAUACCAGCUGAUCUUGUUUUCAUUAAGUUUUUCUCCACUCUCUCUCUCCUUUUAUUUUUUUUUCUUUGUUAUUGUUGUGUUACCUAAAGUGCCCGAAAUGAAAAAAAAAACUUCUUCCCUAUUUCCUUCACUUUUUUGAUUGAAUGGUCAUGAUUUUUAAAAAUCCAUUUUUCAUCACUACUUUCUAAUCGAAAACCCUGUUUGUUUGUUUGUGUGUGUGUGUGUGUGUGUUUUAUGUUUUACAUUGUUUUUCAUUUUCAUUUCGAUUCUCUUAUUCUUUCCUGUUAUUCAUCCGGUAUCUUUUUUUUCCUUGCCAUUCACUGAGAAAUUCCUUAUUCCUUGUAUUCCAAAUUCACAACAACAAUAACGACAGAUAAAAAAACGGCGAACUUUUCAACAUGAAAAUUUUUUCAUCAUUAUUUUUCUAUUUUACAAAUACCUAUAUAUAUUAUUAUUAUACCAGUAAAAAAUUGUUACCACAACAAAACAAACAAACCAAAAAAAAAAAAAAAUCCAACUGUCCACCCAAAUAUGUGCCCAAAAAUAAAAAAAAAAAAAUUUUUUUCACUUUCACACAGCAACAAAAAAAAAUAUAAAUUACCUGAAAACCUUCCAAUGCCAAAAAUAAUGAAAAUAAAAUAAUUUAAAUGAAUGAUGUAUCGAAUUCUUGAUUAAUAAAUUUUUUUUCCAAUUUUUCCAAUGCUCAUGACGUAAAUAGAUCCAUGGCCAUUCGAAUUUUUUUUUAUUGAAUUUAUAAUAAUAAAAUAUCAAACAAAAAACUACGACAUCUAGUUGUGAAAUCGUGAAAAUGAAUUCAAUGAAAUUGGAUUCAUACAUGUGUUCUGUGUGUGCGUAACACCUGGUUGCACGUAUGCAUGUGAUUUGUCUAUUUUCAUCUCAAUUUUGUUUUCUCAUUAUCAUUAAUUACACACUUUAUUUUAAUCAUUAUCAUCAUUCGAUCAUGGUACACAUCAUGGCAAACAACUCGGCAAAUAAUUCGCCAAAUAAUUCAAUGAAUCGUUCCAUUCAAGAUAAUGUUCAUUAUUCAUCGGGCAAGAAAAAAAAUCGUCCAUCAUCAUCAUCAUCAUCAUUUCAGAUUGUUAAAUGUAAUAAAUGUCAGAUACAAAUUACUAAAAAUAAUCUAUCCAAACAUGAAGAAAUGAAUGAACGUUCUUGUGCUCAUUUUAUUCAAUCAUUUUUUCAAUUAUCCAACCAUUCAACGAACAGAUUUGAUGAAUCAAUUUUGAAAAAUCGAUUGAAUUUAUUUGAGCAUCCAUUCUUGAUUGGUGACGAUAUUCUAUACACAUCAUCGAUUGAAAAAAUAAAAACCGACUCAAUACAUCUUAAUAAUAAUGAUGACGAUGAUAACGUCAUUUUCUUGUCCACCGAAUUAAUGGAACAUUCAAAUUUACAAGAUGGUGAUCUUGUCAAUGUAAUCGAUAUGAAUAAUAAUGCUGAUAGUAAUUUUUUCACUGUUCAAUCUUGUCAAUCGUUGAAAUCGUGUCUGUCAAUCGGUUUUCAUAAAGAUUAUUUUUUCCAUUCUAAUCAGAAAAAAGCUUCCAUAUUGACUAAAUCAUCAACUGUGUUGAGAAUCAAUUUGAAAAUUAUUGCCCAUACAUUGAAAUCAUUGUAUAUUGGAUUCUUACGUGAAUUUAGCGAUCCAAUUGUAUAUGUAAAUAUUUGUAAUAAUAUUAAAAAACAAUUAAGAAAAAAAGUUAUUGAUCGACAACAAGAUUUUAUCACUGUUAUUAUGAAUGAUAUUGAAUAUCGGUUGAAAAUAUUGGCCAAAAAUAGUGAACAAGAAACAACGAACAAACAGAAUAAUACUGAUUCAACGUUAGAAAAUGAUUUCCAUAAUCUAUCGAUUUCGCAACGAAAUUCUGAAAUCAUUCCUUAUUCAGCAUUUUUCAUCACUGAAGAGACUAAAAUCAUUUUCAGUCCAUUAAAAUUUUAUGAAUUGGAUUCCGAAUUUGUUGCCUAUAAUGAACGAUUCGAAUUAUUACAAUCACUUUUAUUGAAUUCCAUUGAUGGUUAUCAAAAAUCAGCCAAUAUUCUGAUUACCGGACCAUCGGGUACCGGUAAAACAUUGGCCAUGAGAACAAUGAUGCAAAAAUUGUAUGGAAAAAUGAAUAUAAUUGUUCUACCAAGUACAAUUUUCCUAUCCAAAUCAUUUGAAUAUGAGAAAAUAAAUCAGCUAUUGAAACAUUUGUCCAAUCUUAUGCCUGUACUGUUAUUUAUGGACAAUUUGGAAGAUGUUUUGAAUGAAAAAAAUAAACUCGAUAAACGUCUUGUAUCAUGGCUAAAAGUUUUAUUCGAUGAUCAACCACGUAACAAUAAUCAUCAAAUAAUCAUUGUUGGUGCAACUAAUCGUACCGAUUUAUUGGACGUUUCAUUAAGACAAUAUGGAAGAUUUGAAAUUGAAAUUGAUUUUCCUAUACCAUCACCUAAAGAUCGUAAAUUAAUUUUCAAUGAAAUUAUUAAAAAUUAUCCACAUGAAUUAACCGCCGAACAAAUUGAACGAUUAACCGAAACAGCACAUGGAUUCACUGGUGGUGAUUUAAAAUCAUUGUGUAAGAAUUAUUUCGUCAAACAAACCGAUGAACAAUCUAGAAUCAUUCGAUUCGAAUCGAUUUAUCGAUUAAUGUUACAAACAAAACCAAGUACAAUGUUUGAAAUAACAUUGGAAACGCCAAAUGUUCGAUGGUCAGAUAUUGGUGGUUUGAAUAAAUUGAAACAAUUAUUGGAAGAAUGUGUUGUUUGGCCAAUCAAACAUCCAGAUGCAUUUGUACGAUUCGGUAUCGAUCCACCGAAAGGUAUACUAAUGUAUGGACCACCUGGUUGUUGUAAAACAAUGAUUGGUAAAGCAUUAGCAUAUGAAAGUGGUUUGAAUUUUUUCUCCAUUAAAGGGCCAGAAUUAUUCAAUAAAUGGGUUGGUGAAUCCGAAAGAGCCGUAAGAGAAAUAUUUCGUAAAGCUAGAGCAGCUUCUCCUUCCAUUUUAUUUUUCGAUGAAAUUGAUGCAUUAGCUAGUGAACGUGGUCAACAACAAUCAGUUGUUGGUGAUAGAGUUUUGGCACAAUUACUAACUGAAAUUGAUGGAAUUGAAAAACUUGGCCAAGUAAUAAUUAUUGCAGCUACAAAUCGUCCUGAUAUUGUUGACAAAGCAUUAUUAAGGCCAGGACGGCUUGAUUCUAUUGUUUAUGUUUCAUUACCAGAUAUGGUAACAAGAAAAGAAAUUUUCAAGAUUAGAUUAACAAAAAUGCCACUAAAUGAAACAAUCAUAUUUGAUAAUCUUAUUGAAAUAUUGGCAAAAAAAUCUGAUGGCUAUUCUGGUGCCGAAAUACAAGCCAUAUGUCAACGUGCAGCAUUGUUAGCAUUAUCUAUGGAUAAAAAUGCACAAACAAUUCAAGAGGAUCAUUUUCUACAAUCAUUGACAAUGAUACGACCACAAACAUCAUUGGAUACAAUUGAAUUUUAUGAAAAAUUUGCUGCCAACUAUAAUGUUAUGUAAUCAUGUUGAAAAUUAAGAAGAAAAAAAAAUUAAUAUGCAAAAUAUGUGAAUGAUGA
Dermatophagoides farinae (American house dust mite) is the source of this 3672-nucleotide messenger RNA. Its product is annotated as ATPase family gene 2 protein homolog A-like. Gene Ontology annotation, cellular component: cytoplasm. Lineage: Eukaryota; Metazoa; Arthropoda; Arachnida; Sarcoptiformes; Pyroglyphidae. The record is from RefSeq and is a predicted model, not a curated record. Gene Ontology annotation, molecular function: ATP binding; ATP hydrolysis activity.